This is a messenger RNA of Heterobasidion irregulare TC 32-1, 2453 nucleotides long. RefSeq lists its product as uncharacterized. Gene Ontology annotation, biological process: positive regulation of autophagy; cellular response to amino acid starvation; negative regulation of TORC1 signaling. The transcript has 7 exons. Bases 1 to 2229 code for a protein of 742 amino acids. NCBI's taxonomy places the organism in Eukaryota, Fungi, Basidiomycota, Agaricomycetes, Russulales, Bondarzewiaceae. Gene Ontology annotation, cellular component: GATOR1 complex. The record is from RefSeq and is a predicted model, not a curated record.
AUGGCCGAGACGCUGCUUGCUAUAGCCUUGGUCACAUCGUCAGCUAGGGGAAGCAGUCUGAUAUGCCACUGGCCGCCAUCUCCUCGAGCCUCUCCCCGACUGGCUCGCGCUCGGCCCAUGCUGAGUACUGACGCUGGACACUACGACAACCCUUGGCGCGCCGCGAACUUGUCUGACAUUCCGGGUGGACGUGAGACAGUGUACGGCCCCCUGAACAUCGACACGGGCGAUUGGGACUAUGUAUGGAAACGUCCCAACACGAUGCGCGAUCGGUACGAGUUCGACGAUACGCCAGAGGACACGCCGUUGAAGGGCGACUACGACGACUUUCUCGGUUACUCUUCUGCAUUCCUCGCCAGUAUCCUCUGCCCUCAGCCGGCCUUAUGCCACCAGAAGUUCGAGUUGGUGGUGGACGAUUUGUGCUUCAUCGGACACCCAGUAUGCUCCGAGCCGGACAAUGUCUGGAAGUUCAAACCAGACAAGUCUAAAGGGGACACGCGUGGCAGGGGCUCGAGAAAGAGGCGUGCGUCGGGCGAGGACCUUGCAUCGUCCGUAGAGCUCGAUCCGCACAAUGCUCCUGUAUUGGCAUUUCAACGAAGUUCUUGGCUGCAGACCUUCCACCUCGUCUUCGUCCUUGACUUGCCCGAUCCUUCUUCUUCCGCUUCAGGAAACAUUGAAAAAUAUUUCGACGUCAUAUACGAACAAGUUGCCUUCACUCUCACUGCCGUCCUGUUCCAGGAACAAGUGCUCUCAAAUUUUGUGGAGAUAGAAUGCGACGCUCUGGGACUCCUCAAAGACGACUAUACAGCAAAAGGAAUGUCAUUUGAGAGCUAUAUGGAGCAGGCUCUUCUCGUUUCGUCGAUCGCUCCCGCGAUGAAAAUCCUUUACGAAGCUAUCAAGUCACAUUCGCUCGCGCACAUCACAAUCCACAACCUCCCGCUCGAGCUCCAACUUCCACCCCAUCUUGACUCACUUCUUCACAGCGAGGAUGAUUUCGAGGCAAUCGAGCAGGCCUACCAUGGUGACGACUCGAGCCAAGACAGAAGUUCUUGGGCUCGCGAGCUGGGUUCUGCGUGGAGGCUCCCGAGAUUGGAGCCUUGGAAAAGCUUGCUUUUGUUAGACGGCCCAGGGAAGGAGUGGAUGGAUCUGGAUGCCAGCCUGCAGGCGUCAAGGGUGAACGAAGACGAUCGGAUGCUGGCGGACAAGUUGAUCACGUUUUUGAAGAUGGCCGACGUGACGCUGUCUCUCGCCGACAUGGGCACUCUCCUCGACUGGGAUCUUGAAUCUCAGGUCUUCCCUAUCGUGCGAUGGCUUGUCCAUCAUCGAAGAGCAAAGGUGGUUGACGUAGUGCAUCGAGGACUCAAGACCGUUUUUACUCUUCCUCUCAAGAUGGAGACGCCAAUUCUUGAGCUGUCCAAAGAAUUCCGCCGAGCGUUCUCAGACCCCUUCAUACCGCCUCUCCCUCAACUUCUGUCCACAAUCUCGACGUCCUCUUCUGCUCAAUUCUAUGCUGCUGUAGUCAAGUCGAAAGAGUUCCUCCCGGCCUACCAUCUCGUCGUCCAAUGGCUGCUCAAGAAGGACCUUUUGGUCACUUUGCACGUAUGGAUCAGGGUGGUCGCGACCCCUGCAGUCAAGGAAAGGACGCGGCGCAUGACCAAAGACAAGCAAUCUCCAAAGAAAAAGCGCGGGGAGGCGUCGAGUCCAGAAAAGGAGACCAUGGUCCAAGAAGACGAGCAGUCCGAAAGCGAGAGGGACAUGGACAUGAUCUUCGACUCUCCGAAGUGGAUGCCGCUGUCGCCAAAAGAUGCGCGCGAGGCUACGAGGUAUCCGUCGGCGUCACAAUAUAUAUUUCCGGACGACUUCUCGGGGCCUCCAGUCCUUGAAGAAGGCAUCGAAACGGACGAAGACAUCGAGCCGGACGCGGAGGAAACCGGGGACGAAACGGGCGGCGAGGCGGGAGCGGAAGACACGAGCGAGGAAGACAUCACGGUGCCGACCAUUAUUGCGGACCCAGGCCGUGCGACCUACCAGGAGAACAAGUGGCUCGAGGCCAUGUCAGAAGGCAAGGACGCCGUCGUGUCUCAGCGUUUCGCACAGAUCAAUCGAUACUUCAACGGCAAGUGCUGCGACGACGAGAUCCUGUACCGCGCGGAGAUCUCGAGGAAGCAGUUGCGCGAGGUGCUGCAUCAUUACGAUGAAUACCUCCAGAUAUUUCUGCACCCGUCAUGAUAUUGACGGUCGAGCGAAUCCCGCGCUGACAUAUGAGUCAGGACAUCCGACCCUUCCUUGUUAACUUGGCCGAAAGUACAUGACUUCACCGGCCUUGUAGAUUUUGAAGCGUAAAAUAUGAUUAAGUAUUCGUCAUUGUGUUCUGCAGGCGGAGCUAAGUACCAAUGUCUAGAUGAGGAGCACUCGUUCUGGGCGGUCUUUUCCCAAACCUUAUACUUCAUAGG